UAACCCCACCUCCUCUUUAUAGAUGCCACUAAUUAGCCCUGCUUGUACUGUAUGUGGUUUGAUGUACUGUUUCAUGCACAUAACCUUAAAGCCUUGUUAAUGACCAAGGUAAAUGUUAGUGGCAAUCAUUUGCUUCGAGAUUGCGGCCUGAAUCAAACAUCUCCAAAGCCCUUUUCAUUUUCUGCUCAGAGGUUACAUUUCUGCAAGGUUUCCAUUUCCACAAUCUUGAUUUGUAGGUAGCUUUCCUGAACCCCCAAUGCUAGCUAUACCAGUGAAGUACUCCACUAUCUUUGACGUUGAGAGAACCAAGUCACUUGAAGAAGGCCAACCGUUGGAGCUGGAGUGUGAGGUUGCAGACUGCACCGAGCCGGUCUCCUGCCAUAAAGACAAAGGUGUAAAGCUCUCCCCACACAAUGAUUGGGAUGCACAGAGUAAUGGCACAUUGAGGAGACGCAGUAUCCCGGCUGCUGAGCUCUUGCACUCAGGGCGAUACAGCUGUGAAACCUCUGAUGAUACUAUUCAUUUCACCAUGGAUAUCGAAGCUCCUACGCUGCCGUUGUCACCAUCACCAGAGGUGGUGGAGUCGCAGUCGCUUGAGGCAACCUGCCCACCUGAGCCAACAUAUGAUGCCUCAGACCCUGCUUUGCAGGUGUCACUGCAGAGGAAUAAAGAACAUGCUUCUGACAAAGAGCCUAAUUUGGAAAGGGGAGGCAUCAAGAAGACCCUUGUUAUUGAACCAACUCACCCUUCAAAUUCUGGAGCAUACUAUUGUGCAACAACAGAUGAUGUUGCCAAACUAGUAGUAAACAAUCAAGCACCGCAUCCUGCAAAUCUGCUUGGUCCUGAUGUUGAGAAGUCCGAAUCUGCUGAAACGGAAGGCCAAAUCGUAUCGCAAUUUGAGAUUUCAGAUCCCAUUGCCAAAGCCUGUUGGUACAAGGAUGGAACCCAGAUUUACCCAAAAAUGGAAGCCGAAUGUGAAUCACAGGGCAGCAGCCAAACCGCACCCUUACAGUCACAUGACUGGCCUGGUGGUGGGAGUUUUGGCUGUGAUUCAUCGGCUGAUACACAGUUAAAUGUGGACCUGAAAGGUGGUGUUCCACAUUGUACCUGCACAAUUAAGAAUCAAGUAUUCAGUCACAGGCUUGAAGGUAUCACCCAGCUCAUUGUUUUCUCUUUGGCUUUGUCCAAACAGCAGAACAGUGUCACUGUGGUCACGAGAAUGGUGAAAUAGCUGAUGCAUCUGCCCAAUUCACUGUGGAUGUCGAAGGUGAUUUGAUAUAUUUCAACAUCAGUCAUCCAUCUUAACCCAGCAUAUAAAUGCCACUAACAGUGGUGUAUAUUACUGUUAGCUCCAUCAUCUGCGGCAUCUGCAUCUUUUUUUUUCUCCAUAAGUUGCUUUUUGUCAUAUUGAAUCUUGGUCCCAUGUCAUUUCCUGCCGUGUUUGGCUCUUAAUCAAAAUGUGGGUUUUAAGUAGCUGAGUAGCUCCUCCUCAUACUGACAUAUAUGUUGUGUUCGUCAAUAAUUCUUCAAUUUAACCACCAUCUUUGCUUUUAACAAGCAGCUUACCACUCUUAAAUCCAUCUUAAGCCUUCUUCAUCACCAGAU
Molecule: messenger RNA, 1605 nt
Organism: Pungitius pungitius (ninespine stickleback)
Lineage: Eukaryota; Metazoa; Chordata; Actinopteri; Perciformes; Gasterosteidae
Product: obscurin-like protein 1
Exons: 3
Coding region: 257-1231 (324 amino acids)
Source: RefSeq, a predicted model, not a curated record